Pseudozyma flocculosa PF-1 is the source of this 4023-nucleotide messenger RNA. RefSeq lists its product as uncharacterized. The transcript is spliced from 2 exons. Gene Ontology annotation, biological process: vesicle-mediated transport; endosome organization; organelle fusion. Lineage: Eukaryota; Fungi; Basidiomycota; Ustilaginomycetes; Ustilaginales; Ustilaginaceae. Gene Ontology annotation, molecular function: protein-macromolecule adaptor activity. The coding region runs from base 1 to 4023 and encodes 1340 amino acids. The record is from RefSeq and is a predicted model, not a curated record. Gene Ontology annotation, cellular component: HOPS complex; endosome.
AUGUUCGACGACUUUGUCCACAGCAGCAAUGCGCAACCAUCCGCCUCGUCGUCGUCCUCGGCACAGCUCCGCACACGCCCAUCUGCCGGCGCAACGGAUGUAGACCACGUCUUCCCUCGCAAUGGCCCGCGCCCGACAUCGCCAUCGGCCCGCCUCCAUGGCAGCGCCGCCCACCGCCUCCACUACGACGCCCUCGCCGACGACGGCGGCGGCUACGAGCAACAACAGCCCCACAUGCCAAACCGCUACCUCGCAACAAACGCCAUCCUCGACCCCGUAGCCGCCCUCGAGACCGGAUUCAUCUCGAGCGACCUCGACCCCUCGUCGUCCCAGUCGCCCAUCUUCCAGCUCGGCCGCGUACAGUACGCCUUCAACGCGCCCCUCGCUCUCAUGACCGUCGCAUCAAACAUCCUCACAAUGUGCCUCUUCGCCUACCCGUCGUCGUCAUCCUCUUCCCAUCACAACCUCGGCGCCGCGCCGGCCACCAACCCCUUCCCCUCGGCGCCACCGCGCCUCGUGCGCAUCAACCUCGACGACCCAGAGCGCACCCAAGAGGCAGACGUUCCCAUCCCGCCCGCACCGCGCGCUGCACGCAACCAGCAGCCCCAGGACCCCACCACCAUCGGCCCGCACAAGAUGUUCGCCGAUCCUUCCGGCACCCACCUCAUCCUCACCAUGCGCAACGGAGACUGCUACUACUGGGCGACGGGCUGGAGAAAGGCCCGGCUGCUCAACAAGCUCAAGGGCGUCCUCAUCGAGAGCGUGGCCUGGAACAAGUCCACCCUCGACCCCGUCGCACCAGCGGCGGCCUCCGGCCAAGGCGCUCGCAAGAGGGGCGGCGCAGCCUCGGGCGCCCUCGCAUCGACGCGCGAGAUCCUCGUCGGCACUCGGUCCGGCGACAUCCUCGAAGUCGUCAUAUCGGCCCCCGUCGGCGCAGACCCAGACGAGGGCGACUUUUUCGACAAGCUCGCCCGCAGGACUGCCGGCGGCGGCGGCGACAGGGGCGACAUCGACAAGGUCGUCCGUCAUGUAUUUACCCUCCCCGAGCGCCAGCCCGUCACCGGCCUCACGGCAGAACCCUUUCCUCGAUCCGCGCAGGGCAACGGCAACAACAACAACAACAACAACGGCAGCGCGGGACCACCACCGCCGGCGGGCAAGCGCCGCGGCGGCGGCGGCUCAGCGCAGAGGGCCGUCGUCAUUGCCACGACGAGCACGCGCAUCUACGAGUUCGUCGGCCAGCUGGGCAAGCUCAAGGGCGACGAAAGCGAGAGCGAGAGCCUCUACGAGAAGCUCUUUGAGCCCUACCGCGGCGACGCCGUGCCCAACCUAAAGUCGGAGCUGCCCGGCGACCUGCCCUACUCGGAGCUCCACACCUGGACGGCCAGCGGCAGCCGCGAGGCAUCGGCGCUCGCCUGGCUCACCGGGCCCGGCGUCUACCACGGCCUGAUAGCCUACAACGACCAGGGCGUCGGCGACAGCGUCAUCGACAGCGCCAACCUCCUCCCCUACCCGGCCAUUGCUCUCGACGUCGACCAUUCCGGUAGAGGCGGCGGUGGCGGCGGCGGCAACGGCACUGGCACAGGCAACGGCAACGGCGCCGGCGCCGGCGCCGGGCAGCAGACCGUCGCCGAGAUCCCGCUCAGCAUCGCCCUGACCGAGUUCCACUUUGUCCUCCUCUACCAGGAUCGCGUCAUGGCCAUCAGCUCGCUCGACGACCAGGUCAUCUUUGAAGAGGCGCUGCCGCUGCGCCCAGACGAGCGCGUCAUCGGUACCGCCGUCGACGUGGCCAAGCGCACCUUUUGGGUGUACACCGACGCCAGCAUCUUUGAGCUCGUCGUCCGCGACGAGUCGCGCGACGUCUGGCGCAUCUACCUCGAGCGCGGUUCGUUCGACGCGGCGCUGCGCUACGCCAAGGCCGGCGUGCAGCGCGGCACCGUCCUCUCGUCGCAGGGCGACCGCUUCUUUGCCGAGGCCCGCUACAUUCAGGCGGCCCAGUGCUACGCCCAGACGUUUAUGCGCUCCUUUGAGGAGGUCUCGCUGCGCUUUGUCGAGUCCGGCCAGCGCGACGCGCUGCGCUACUACCUCGUCAUGCGCCUCGAGCGGUUGCGGCGCUCCGACGGCCCGCAGCGGACGAUGCUCGCCACCUGGCUCGUCGAAAUCUACCUGGGCAAGAUCAACCAGCUCGAGGACGUGGCGGCGGCCGAGGCGGCCAGCCAGGACGUGGAAAAUUACCGCCUCGAGCGCGAGAUGCUGGCCGAGGAGCUGCACCAGUUCCUCGCCACCUACCGCGACGCGCUGCACCCGGCCACGACCUACGGCAUCAUCCAGAAGCACGGCCGCAGCGAGGUGCUGCUCCACUACGCCGGCCUCAUUGGCGAUUUCGACCGCAUCGUCCGCCACCACGUCCAGGAGGAGGCCUGGACCGCCGCCAUCGACACGCUCCAGAGGCAGAGCAGCGACGACCUCUACUACCGCUUCGCCACCGUGCUGAUGCGCCAGGCGCCGAGGCAGGUGGUCGAGUGCUGGAAGGCGAGGCGCGGACUCGACCCCAGGAGGCUCAUCCCGGCGCUGCUGCAGCAUCGCCGUCGCGGCAGGGGCAAGGCCGAGACCGAGGCGGGGGCCGGCGAGGGCGGUGAAGACGACAAGGACUACGCCAUCGCCUACCUGACCCACGUCGUUUCCGUCGACGGCAACACGGACACGGCGAUCCACAAUCUGCUCCUGACGCUGCUCGCACGAUCGGCCGCCUUCGAAGGGCGUGGCAAGGUGGCCAAUGGCGAUGGCGACGGCACUCGAGGCGAUGCCGGCGAGCAGAGCCCUGACAAGGCGGCCCUGCUGGGCUUCAUCGACUCGGCGCGUUCCAACCCGCUGACCGGCCAGCCCUACUUUGACCUCGACUACGCGCUGCGGACGUGCUCGGCGCACGGGCAAAAGGAGGCGUGCGUGCGCAUCUACGCCAAGAUGGGCCUGUACGAGAGUGCCGUCGACCUGGCCAUUGCCGAGCGCGAGAUGGAGCUCGCCUGCUCGUGCGCUGACCUGGUGGAUGGCGACAAGGACCUCAAGAAGAAGCUCUGGCUCAAGAUUGCCAAGGAGGUGGUGAGGAGCACCAAGGACAUCAAGAGCGCGAUGGAGUUCCUGGAACGGACCGACCAGAUCACGCUCGAGGACGCGCUGCCCUUUUUCCCCGACUUUGUCAUCAUCGACGACUGCAAGGCGGCCAUCUGCUCGGCGCUCGAGUCGUACGCCUCGCACAUCGAGACGCUCAAGGACGAGAUGGAGGAGGCGUCGCGCUCGGCGGCGGCCAUCUCGGCCGACAUUGCGGCGCUCUCGUCGCGCUUUGUCAGCGUCGAGGCCGAGCAGCGGUGCGAGUCGUGCGGCCGCGUGGCCGUCGAGAGGCAGUUUUACAUCUUCCCGUGCCGCCACGCGCUCCACGUCGACUGCCUCGUUGCCGUCGUGACGAGGGGCAUGGGCGGCGCCAAGCUGCGGCGGCUCGUCGAUCUGCAGGCCAACCUUGCCAGCGGAGGGGGCGCAGCUGCUAACAGCAGGUCCGCCAACGGCGGUGGUGGUGGUGGCGGCAACGGCAACGGCGGCGGCGGCAGCGGGGGACCAUCAAGAAGCCUGGGUCUGGACAAGCUGCGCGACAUUGUGUCGCCGGAGACGAUCCUCUCGCUGCUGUCGACGGGCGUCUCGGCAGGCGUGGCGGGCGGCCGACGCGCCCUAGCGCCGCUGGACCCAUUUUCGACGCCCACAGCCGCCUCGACGUGGGUGACGCCACGACAGUCUCUGAUCCACCCGUCGUCGUCCUCUAUCCCCGCCGCCGGCGCCGGCGCUGCCCUGACAACGACGACGACGACGACGAUGACGACGGCGACGAGGAAAGAGGAAGAGGAGACGCGGUCGAGCCUCAUGGCGCAGCUCGAUGGCCUCAUUGCGGCCGAGUGCCCCCUCUGCUCUGCCGCCGUCGGGGAUAUCGCCAGGCCGUUUGUGGCAAAGGGCGAAGAGGAGGAGUGGGCCCUAUAG